Sebastes umbrosus (honeycomb rockfish) is the source of this 4862-nucleotide messenger RNA. RefSeq names its product myotubularin related protein 9 (gene mtmr9). The transcript is spliced from 14 exons. NCBI's taxonomy places the organism in Eukaryota, Metazoa, Chordata, Actinopteri, Perciformes, Sebastidae. The coding region runs from base 496 to 2145 and encodes 549 amino acids. The record is from RefSeq and is a predicted model, not a curated record. Gene Ontology annotation, biological process: negative regulation of autophagy.
GUUCCAGCAUGCUUUGCGCCGCACGAACCAAAACAGCUGCUACUGUUGUUAUUAGUUAAUUACAGUGAUGAUGACACACACAGAGGAGGAGGCAUGAAGAGGUGCUUUACUGUCACUGCACAGGCAGCUUCUCAGGUCUGCACAGCCCUCUGCCUGCCUGAAGGAGUCAGUAUGCUUCAAACGAAACAGGUGGCCAGGCAUGCAGAGGCUGCGUGUGAGUUAGUGACUGGGAGAGAAACUGUAAUUUCCAGGGAGAAGCGGAGAACUGGCUCAGUAGCGGCACAGCCUCGGGCCUUACACACAGCUCCUUUACCCAAUCCUCAGAGGAGCUGCCUGUAACCAGAACGAUACCUGACAGGCGAAAAGAAAAAGAGAGGCCAUGCAAUGACAGUGCUGUUCAGUCUCAGUGGGGCUGAGCGAAAGUGACCUCGCAAUCGACUGCUAAUACAACUGUCAGCGCCUGCUGCCCGCCAAGGCACACCGUGGUUUUAUGUCAUGGAGUUUGCAGAGCUGAUAAAGACACCCAGGGUGGAUGGGGUUGUCCUGCAUCGGCCUUUCAUGCCCACUGUGGAGGGGACCCUGUGUUUGACUGGUCAUCACCUGAUUCUCUCCUCCAGACAGGACAACACAGAAGAGCUGUGGCUGCUUCACUCCAACAUUGACUCCAUAGAGAGGAGAUUUGUGGGGUCUCUGGGAAGCAUCAUAGUCAAAUGCAAAGACCUAAGGGUGAUCCAGCUCGACAUCCCUGGCAUGGAGGAGUGUCUCAACAUUACCAGCUCAAUUGAGGCUCUGUCCACGCUUGAUUCACUCUCCCUGAUGUACCCUUUCUUCUACCGGCCCAUGUUUGAAGUCAUAGAAGAUGGCUGGAAAUCCUUUCUUCCAAAGGAUGCCUUUAAAGAUUUGGAGUCCAUGACAGAUGAGUGGAGACUGAGUGAAGUCAACAAAGACUUCAGUGUGUGUCCAUCAUACCCCCCUCUAGUGGCAGUGCCCAAAGAUGUUGAUGAUGACACACUGAGGAAAGCAGCUACCUUCCGUCACAGUGGCCGUUUUCCAGUACUUAGCUACUACCACAAGAAGAAUGGCAUGGUGAUGAUGCGAGCGGGGCAACCGCUGACGGGCACCAACGGGCGACGGUGUAAGGAAGACGAGAAGCUGAUCAACGCCACCCUGCGGCCAGGCAAACGUGGCUACAUCAUUGACACACGCACCAUCAGUAUUGCCCAGCAGGCCAAAGCUCGAGGUGGAGGAAUUGAGUCUGAGGCUAACUACCCCCAGUGGAGGAGGAUCCACAAGGCAAUCGAAAGGUCUAACAUCCUCCAGGAGAGUCUGAUAAAGCUGGUAGAGGCGUGUAACGACCAGUCGCACAGUAUGGACCGCUGGUUAAGCAAACUAGAGGCGUCCAACUGGCAGACUCAUGUCAAAGAGAUCCUCACCACUGCCUGCCUGGCUGCCCAGUGUAUCGACAGGGAGGGAGCGUCGGUGCUCGUUCACGGUACAGAGGGGACAGACUCCACCCUGCAGGUGACCUCUUUGGCUCAGAUCAUUCUUGAUCCGGCUUGCAGGACCAUCAGGGGCUUCCAGGGCCUGGUGGAGCGAGAGUGGCUCCAGGCGGGUCACCCGUUCCAGCAUCGCUGCGCCCAGUCGGCCUACUCCAACAGCAAGCCUCGUCAAGAGGCUCCCGCCUUCCUGCUCUUCUUGGACUGCGUGUGGCAGAUCCUUCGCCAGUUUCCGUGCUCCUUUGAAUUCAGCGAGAGCUUCCUGGUGCUGAUCUUCGAACACGCCUAUGCUUCUCAGUUUGGCACCUUCCUGGGCAACAGUACAGCUGACAGAGUCAGACUGUCUCUGCCUGAGAAGACUGUGUCCCUUUGGUCGUGGGUGAACCGGCCUCAAGAACUGGAGCGUCUGACCAACCCGCUCUACGAGGCCAACAGUCUCGUGAUCUGGCCCUCCGUGGCCCCUCAGAGUCUGCUGCUGUGGGAAGGAGUGUUCCUUCGUUGGAACCGCUCCUCCAAGUGUUUGGACGAGGCCUACGAGGAAAUGGUGCAUAUAAUUGAAUACAACAAGGAGCUUCAGAACAAAGUAAACAGCUUGCGCAGGCAGCUGGCCCAGCUGGAAACUGAAGAUCCUCUGCUGCAGACGCCAUAGAGACAGAGAGAGAGAGAGAGAGAGAGAGAGAGAGCUGCGAGGUGGAAGAAAAAGGUAGAAAAUGUGAACAUAUUACUAAUUACAAAAACAGAUCAAUGUCGGUUAAGUUUGAAUUAUUUUCACAUGUUUGAGAAUAUAUCAUUCAAACAAUUAUAAUUUAGGAUUUUGUACAUGACUGAUGAGGAAACAUGGAACGGCCCUAAAAAAACAGAUUCAUUUCAAAAUCAGCCUCUCUCCGAUUUUCCAUUCAUGCCCUCAUCUUUCACACAGCUUACAUGACUAAAUGGACUGACGCGUUACAUUCAUAAAAACAUAAUUUUUUAGCUAAUUUUUUACCACGUUGUGUCAUUGAAACUGAGCAGGAGUGAGAGGGGAAAGAUACGAGGAAAACUAAAACACAGUCAGUUAUUUCUCCGAGUGCUUGCUCAUCAUCUCAUCUAAUACCGAGCUGAAACAAAUUAAUCAGUCAAUCGUCCAAACUAUUUAGAUAAUAAAUUCAUAAUUUCAGUAAUUUUUCAAGCAAAUGUGCCAAACUUUUGCUGAUUCCGAUUUCUAAAAUGUGAGAAUUUGCUGCUUUUCUAUGUCAUAAAUCACUGUAAAUUUCUUGUCUUUGUGUUUUGGGACUGUUGGUCGAACAAAACGACCAAUUUGAAAAUGUCACCUCGGGCUCUGGGACAUUUGGAUGGGCAUUUAUGGACACUGAAAGAAAAAUAGUGUUAGCAUUACAUUGAGAAAAAAAAACCCAGACUAAACUAAAGCAAACUCACUUGUCUUUGUACUGAAAAUUGAGAAUACCGAUCACAAUUAUCCCAUAAUAUCACAGAUAUUUGAAAGAUGAGCAGACUUAGAAGUGAAAACACUCACAAAGGUUAAAGGCAGGUCACACCUUUGCAUGGAAAAUCGUUAUCCUACACAGGAAUGUGUCAUUGUAUGUUCUCCAAAUACUUGUCUACACUGCACUGUGUGUACUGUUCAGUUCUUUAAAUUAGGCGUUGGCUUGUCAGCUGAUUUCACAGCUGCUACAUGUCUCAUCGAACCCCCACGUCUCACACCCGCUGAUUUAUUCACAUAUGAACAUUCAGUGAGUGAGUCCAUUUUCCUCCCCCAUGUGUUUUAAUAGAUGUACUGUAUAUGUGGGCAUUGAUCUCGUUCAGGACGGUAUGUAUAUACUACAGGGUACACGUUUUCACCGAACAUCCUGCUGAAUGUAUACGCCACUGAAGCACUGCAGAGUAACUAUGGCAACAUAUAGGUUGCCAUAAGGCAGCAUGUGACUUUGCUGCACGAUGAGAUGAUAUAAUAAGCGUAGGUAGGGAGGGUCAGCACCUACUGUACUGUAUAAUGAGAGGGGAAGGUUGUUUAAUAAGGAUCUGACCAAAAUAUCUUUAUCUGAUCGUUACUUGACAUUCCAGUAAGGAGCACGGCUAGGAAAGACUUAUUUAAUACAAACUUAUAUAACGUUUCGCUUGCCUGGUUAUGUUUUUUUUUCAAAUAUCAUUACGCAUAAUAGUAAAAGUGGUCAAAUAUGUUUGAGCGUACGAGGGUCUUGUAAUGUUGGCCAUGUUGGUCGUAUGAUUAUUAACAAGACUUUACAGAGCUGACGGAGGUUUGAAAAUGAAUGUGAUAUAUUGCUUCAAAGAGCAAUAGAUAUUUUGGUUAUUAAAGUUAUAUAAUAAUUGUUACCUUAAGUACAUUAUUAAACAAAAUACACAUCUGCUGUUUUGUAGAUAAAGAUCCAAAACAAAUGCACUUUGUGUGAAAGGCAUAUACAAUAUCAGAAAUUGUAAUUAGCAUCAUUUUUGUUGUCAGUACUCAUCAGCUGUCGCCAUAUUGGACAAUAAAUGUCUUAAUAUUAAAUGAGAAAACAUGCCAAUAUAUCAACAAACUCAAGCUACUAGACUUAGGUCUGUGCAGAUGGCACAAGCAGUGUGUCACAGAGUCAUACAUCCACCUCAGUGUCAGUUUCUCGCAUGCGAAGUGAUCCUUUUCUCACCAACGCAGACUCAUUCGAGCAUUACAUUCGCAGUCAUUAUAGAAGCAGCUAAACGUGUUUAAUACAAUGAACGGAAUUCUGUUGGCAUGGUGACAUUAAAGCUCAAAUUUCAAUGCUGUCCCUGGGUGAUGUUAGCUCCAUUAGCGUAAUAUUAUUAAAAAAAACGAUAUGCUGCACUUUAAAUACAGUUGUGGGUUUAAAUUAAAUCCAAAGUGGUCAUCAUUGGCCAGUUUUGUUUGUUUUGCCAGUAAAACAUUGCAUUUUCUCUGCUUGUGUCCAUGUCAUCUUCAUACAUUUAAUCUAAGAAUGAUGUAAUAAUCACACUAAACUAAUUCCAGCCACUACAUUAAACUGCUUUAUAAAGGGAAAGUUGUUUAUAGCCGUGCCAUGUUACAUGUUUUCCUGUUGCCAAAAAAAAAGACACCUUACCUACCGUUGCUUUGUGUGUGCAUGAAUGGAACAAUGCAUUCAAUCGAGGUAACGGUGUGAUUUACAAUUGUGGAAAAUUUCCUAUGCUUGCAUUAUUCAUAAUGUUAUCCUUAAAUGAUCGUUGCUUUGUCAGAGUCAACAAAACUCGACUGUGUUUGUGCAAUGCCUUACUGCAAAAUCUGAAUUCAAAAUAAAGUGCUGUUAUCACUGCUGAUCUGUAAAAUUAUAUAAUUGUUCAAAAGAUUAAAUGUUUUUAUUUAAGUUUUCAAGCCAUUAAAAAUUAUAGCACACAGAA